AAAUAACACAAGCAUGGCAGGUAUUACAUGGCUGCUACCUCUCUUUUUGUGUGUUUAUAUAUAACAGAUUGGCUUCACUGAGAAAAAAACUAAGUAUAAAAAAGCAGGCUGAGAUGGAAACGGCGGUCCCCUCGCCGUCGACGGCGUUGGUUGACUUCAACUUUGACAGUGCAUGCACUACCCCUUUUAUAAGCGCGCCUUCUAGCCCUCAACGAUUUUCUUCCGACGUAACUCCGAUCAGGUGGAAACAGAACGCCAAUGAAGAAGAAGAAGAUAUCAUCUGCGAAAGUUUUGAUUUUGAAUUCAGUGGACCAUUAGAAAAGACUUAUUUUUCUGCCGCCGACGAGCUCUUCGACUCCGGCAAGAUAAAACCCCUGAAGCCGCUGCCUCCGGCCACAUGUACCCGGCCCUCCCCUGUAGAUAAGUCGUUCCGAACAGACGAAGCCGCCGACGGCCGACUACGACGAGGUAGAGAAACCCGUUGUUCGAGUAAUCGUCGGCACAAAGCGACAAGAUCGCUCUCCCCUUUCCGCGUGGCGGAUUUGCUAUUGGACCGGAAACAGAGCAUCGAUGACGAAAAUUACCCUGUUUCUUUCACGCCGUCGUUCAUCUCUACGGUGUUUUCCGGAAAGUGGAAGCUGAAGGAUCUGCUGCUGUUCAGAAGCUCGUCGGAAGGGCGGCCGAGCAGUACAGUACAAUGGAUGAAGAAAUAUACAAAUUCCGGGAAGAACGGAGAAGAAGACGAGGGGUCUUCAGGGACAUCUUCGAUCUCCCGGAGGAGGAGGGUGCCGCCGGAAGUGGCGGCUCCCGAGCUGCGGCAUUACACGGUGAGACGGACGGCGGUGCCGGAAGAGCUGAAGAGGAAGACUUUCUUGCCGUACAAGCAAGGGAUACUGGGCUGUUUGGGCUUCUAUAAUCCAUCGGCGGCCCAUCGUGAAUUUUCUUGUAGAGGUAGUAGUAGUUUUUCUUCUGUAUCUAUUCCUCGCUAAUUGAGAUUGGAUCGUCGGUCCAAAACCCGACCCAUGUCCAACAACCCAUACCAUAAAACAGGUCAAUAUCAUAUUGCUAUGGUUAUAACCAAAGUGACCAAUCCCUCGCACUUGAGGUUUUAGAGAAUAUGAUGGUCUCGCUAACUGUUUUCAUACAGAUAAUUAAUACGGAGUAAUUGAUUGUCAA
Molecule: messenger RNA, 1176 nt
Organism: Cuscuta europaea
Lineage: Eukaryota; Viridiplantae; Streptophyta; Magnoliopsida; Solanales; Convolvulaceae
Source: the annotation of a GenBank genome assembly